AUGUCCACUCGCCUGAGUCGUUGCCUCAAAUCCUUGGAAUCUUCUGGGUUUCUGCGUGCUACACAAAAUGAAGGUAUUUCUAGCAUAGAGCUACUGGAACAUGGUGCUGCCUAUGCCCAAAGGCUUAGGGAGCAAUGGCUCAACAUGCGUCAGCUGGCUGCCAACUUGGGCAGCGUUUCCUCAAAGGAAUUCCUUGAUCAGCAGAAGCAGCAGCGUUUCUCCUUUGUGCAUUCCCAGCAAUUCCAAAAGCAUUUGCAACAGUUGCGCCAAGCCUAUCCCAGCAAAGCCAAGUGUCCCACGCUGCUCAAAUAUCAGCUCAACUGCGCCACCAACUCAAGCUCGGCCUCCUCCUCCAACUCAAUCUUCAAGCAGCAGCAAAAUGCAAAUGUGACCCGACUAAUUACAGAUUUCUUUGUGGAGCCGCAUCGCGGACUGGAACACUUUUAUAAUGUGCAGCGGGAGAGUAAAAUUUGGUGGAUGCGCUACUCCUCCAAUCCCAGUCGUUAUAGCAUUGUGCCAUACACUUCACAAGCAGAACUGGAGCAAAUGCAAGGCUAUCAAGCCAUUGACAUUAAGGCAGGAUUUGGGGAAGCCGGCGAUGUGACUGUGGAGCAGCUCAGCCUGGUGCCUCUGCCCGAUGAAAAGCAUUUCCACUUGCCCGAUGGGCACACUGGACAGCUACAACUGCCCGUCGUCAUACGUUCCAUCAUCGAACUGGAGUCAGCGACAUGUGCUCUUCUGUUAGACGGCUGUGAUCAUGGUAGGGAGACGCAUUCACUGCUCCUAAAUCGCAUGCUGGCACCCUAUCAAUGCAGCAUUGCCGGCAUCCAAAAGACGGAGAAAAGUUCACCAGAUCUGCUCGAUCUUUGCGCGCAUUUGAUGGACGUAUUGCAGCGCUCCCGAUUGCGUCUGCCGGCCAAUGGGUUUGACCUGAUCAGACAACCUGCUGAAUUGGUACAACAGCUCCAGCUUUACGAUUGCCUGGGUGUGCCAUAUGCCCUGCUCCUGAACGAGCAGCAAUCCCUCAGCAAUGGACUGCUCCAGCUGCGCAGUCGCGAUACGCAGCUGGCAGAGACUAUACACAUCAGUGACUUGCCCGACUAUCUGUUAAAUAUAUUUAGAAACUAUUAA
Molecule: messenger RNA, 1131 nt
Organism: Drosophila grimshawi
Lineage: Eukaryota; Metazoa; Arthropoda; Insecta; Diptera; Drosophilidae
Gene: DNApol-gamma35
Product: DNA polymerase subunit gamma-2, mitochondrial
Exons: 1
Coding region: 1-1131 (376 amino acids)
Biological process (GO): mitochondrial DNA replication
Cellular component (GO): mitochondrion; cytoplasm
Source: RefSeq, a predicted model, not a curated record